UUGAUGCGAGGAAGAGGAGAUAAUAGAGAGAAUGAGAGGUAGAGGAGUCAGUAAGGAGUCAGCUGGCAGUGACUCAACAUCCACAGCUGUCUACGUAAUAUAUCUUUUUUUCUACCUCUUAAAUAUGGACGAGAACGCCCAGAGUGAGGAGCACCAGUUUGUGGUCGAUGAGGUGAGCACUAUCAUCAAGGAAAGUAUAGAGACAGUGAUUGGCGGCAACGCUUACACCAGCGCCAAGGUGAACAACUGGACUUCACAGGUGGUGGAAAAUGUGCUAGGAAACCUAUCCAAACUCAACAAGGCUUUUAAAUAUAUUGUGACCUGUGUAAUAAUGCAGAAGAAUGGAGCUGGCCUUCACACAGCGAGUUCCUGUUAUUGGGACAACACCACUGAUGGUUCGUGUACAGUCCGCUGGGAGAACAAGACUAUGUAUUGCAUCGUGUCGGUGUUUGGACUGGCAAUCUGAGAUCGUAGUGACUUAGUGUAUUCAUUUAAUUCCAAGGAUUGAAUUAUAUUUUUGUGGGCCUAUAAAUGAUGGUCACAUGGCAUCUAGCAACUGAAAAUAUUGAUAUUUUUGAAGAUACUUAGAGUUGAUUCAUACUAAUUAAUACUAGCACAGUAUUCAAACUUUAUGUAGCUUUAAUGGUAUUGUUCAACUCCUUUAUAUCUUCAGUGUCAAAGCUUUAACAGUUAUAUGACUAGGAUAACCUUGCUAACUAAACUUGCUUUAACUAUUCAUAGUCUGUCUUGGGGCUGCAUAUGAUAACCUUUAUAUAUAAUGCUUACAGAAAUGGAAAUAUUCAAUCCUUGCAUCCAAACAGUGCCUGUCAUUAUGUUUGUUAAAGUUUUAGUUUGAUAGCCAUCAUGCACCCCAUACUCAUCUUGUGGGUAAUAGUUGAAAAAUUAUAUAGACAUUUACUAGGAUGUAGGGUCUGUGUUAUGGUGAGUCAUCUUAAUUUGUCAUGUAAUUAUGAAGAGACAUGAUUUUGUAAAAAAAAAAAAAAAAAAUUCUGCCAUGAAUUGCUGCUUUCUCAAAGAAUAAGAGAGAGCAGUAGCCAUUAUUAUGUUGAGAGAAAUUACUAAUGUUUGUGGUAGCCAGAUUUAUAGUAAAUUUAUAUAUAUUCUUUCAUAUAUUUUUUCAUUGAUGACAAAGUACUGUUGUAUAUUCAUAUGAUAUACAAGGUACAGUAUUUCAGACAUUAAUUGAAUCUUUUGUUAUUGUGUAUCAUCUUGGAUGUUUGUUUUUCCAAUAAACUUUUAUAAUAUUAUCAUUUCUCUGCCAAUUGCUUAUCAGUUUUGUGGAUUAGUGUUUGAAAUUAAGAUACAGAUAUCAUUAGCCCAUAAUAUUAGCUGAUUUUCUUGUUAAUUUUGUCCUAAGGAGCCAUUGCUUGUAACUUUUGAUAUUUUACAAGUAAAAUAUCAAACUUUGGUUCAGCUUGUUAGAAUAUUAUUACAACCUUUAUUAUAUGUCUAUUUAUUACAUAAUACAUAAAUCUCAAUUGUCUAACAUUGUGUAUGUAGCUAAAGAGCCGGGAAUCAUUGAAUGUUGAACUUAAAAGUUAGUCUGAAUGAAUGAUUAGACUGAGAAAAAGUAAUGGAAACUGGUUAAGGUAAAUUUAACUAAUGAGGGUCUGUUAGACUGGUCCAUUCUUCUUACAAUGUACAUGCAAAACAAAAGACUGGGUAUCAGAUCAGCAACAUUACAUUCCCACCUCAAGCAUUGCAACCUUGGUACUCUUAACUGGUCAGAUUGAAAGUGCUUGCUGUGGUGUGCACCUUGUCAUGCCAAGACAGACAAAGCUGCUGCCUCUCUGAAGGUGAUUGUAUGUAGUUGUAGGUAUGAAGGAUAUUCACUAUUUUUGCCCCUAUUGUGAAACACCUUCUCAUGAAAUAUUAAAUUUUUAUAGUAGCAGGAUAAGUUUGUCAUUAAAUCAUUCCCACCCCUAAUGUGAAAUUGCAGAGAAUGGCGUGUUAAAUGAAGUCGUAGAUAACAGGUCAUGUAACAGAUAAUAAAAGAACUGAAUGUCCCAUGCAUGUUCAGCCUUUUUUGUGUGACUAUAUCAGAUUAGGUCAAAGAGAAGGGAGAAAUCAUUUUUCAAGGUAAAUUAUGGCUUUAGAGCUUUGUGUUGAUAUGGGAAGUAAAGAAUAAGUUUUUACCUUGCUGCCAGGAUAUGGCAGAUUUUCAUGUGUAGUUAGUUGUGAGCACCAGCACUUUCUUUUUUAGACUUGACAUUUUUAAUUUAUAUGGGCAUAAAAUAGUAGAAUAAGUCACUGGCUGGAAUAAAUGAGAACCUUUAAAUGAUAUUUUGGUCUUUGCAACUUGAUACUUUUCCACAGUGGACCAAAGUAUCUUAUAACAUUUCUUCUACUAGGGGGUUAGUUGUGAAGCAUAAAAUAGUACAUUAAUAUGUAUGACUUGGAAAGCUGAAAUAUUGUAAUUUUCCUGAUUAAAAUAUAGGAUAAAAUUUAUUCA
Molecule: messenger RNA, 2473 nt
Organism: Cherax quadricarinatus
Lineage: Eukaryota; Metazoa; Arthropoda; Malacostraca; Decapoda; Parastacidae
Gene: Dlc90F
Product: dynein light chain 90F
Biological process (GO): microtubule-based movement
Cellular component (GO): cytoplasmic dynein complex; cytoplasm
Molecular function (GO): dynein intermediate chain binding
Source: RefSeq, a predicted model, not a curated record